UACUUUUGAGAACGUUUCAUUGCUUUGUUUGAAAUCUAUAAUCAAUAAACUCUUUUCUGUAAAUAAUCUGUUUUAUAAUAAUCAAAAUCGGAAUCAAUAUUUCUAACACAACAUUAACAUGAUAAUAAGACUUGGUAAUCUUUUGGUCGUUGCUGUUUUUACUGCUGCUGUGCCUUAUAACUUGCUUAACCAAAUCCAGUCAAAACCUACUAAUAUAAGUAGCUCUAAAAAAUCGUUGAUUAUCAAUGGGUUCCAUGCAGUGAGUCAAAGACCAUUCUUCGCUCUUGUGCGCAUACAGGAUGCAGCAGACUACUGUGGGGCAACUAUAAUUCACAAGUUUUGGGUCAUCACUGCUGGACAUUGCAUAAGCACUGCAGCUCG
Molecule: messenger RNA, 381 nt
Organism: Symsagittifera roscoffensis
Lineage: Eukaryota; Metazoa; Xenacoelomorpha; Acoela; Convolutidae
Product: trypsin-like
Biological process (GO): proteolysis
Molecular function (GO): serine-type endopeptidase activity
Source: RefSeq, a predicted model, not a curated record